AUUCACGUACACUUGGUCUCUCGGAGUGUUGGACGGCCAGUCCGAGAGACAUGAUGUGGGGCCUGGGGUAAGUGACAUAACUUGGCGCGAAUUUGUUGAUCAUCAACGCCAUCAUGAAUACCGCUGAAUCAUGUCCCUGCAGCAUCAACACCAUCAUUUGUCAUAGCGAUGCCUCCCAGAGUCCCUCGUAGCCCCUUUUUGCCCUUGGGCAGGACCUGCUCGGCUCGCCAUCCUCAGCAGCAGCAGCAGCAGCAUCGAUUCUUCACAGCGUCCCCUCGCGUCCGCAAAGACGACGAUGAGAAGUCCCGGCUGACGCACGUCAACCCGUCCGGCGCCGCACACAUGGUCUCCAUCUCGUCAAAGCAGCCGACCAGCCGGACGGCCGUGGCAGCGUGUGCCGUGCACUUCUCCAAGCCCACCGUGCUGCCCCUCAUCGGCGCCAACAGCCUCACAAAGGGCGACGUGCUCUCCGUGGCACGCAUCGCCGGCAUCAUGGCCGCCAAGCGCACGCCGGAUCUCAUCCCGCUCUGUCAUCCCAUCCCCAUCUCGCACGUCUCCGUCGAUCUGGAUCUACGGCCUGGCGAGGAGGGGACUGAGAAAAAGGACAGGGUGGAGAUCCGGGCGACGGUGUCCUGCGAUGGCAAGACAGGCGUCGAGAUGGAGGCGCUGACGGCCGCGAGCACGGCGGCCUUGACUGUGUACGAUAUGUGCAAGGCGGUGGACAAGGGGAUGCGCGUGGAGGGACUGAGGGUCGUCCUCAAGGAAGGGGGGAAGAGCGGACGAUGGGAGAUGGAAUGAUGAGGCGGCUGUUGGUUAGUAUGUAUAUACGACGCCCACUGAUAAUCUACGACGUCGGGUGACUUAGAUGCUUGCGGUGCCUAGAUUGAAUGCAAAGCUGGUUAAGUCUGCGCGCCUCCAGUCUGAUCUCCAACACGUUACAUAUCUCUCGUCGUUGGAGAGAGAAAAUCCUUGCCCAGGCUUCUCGAGUCCUUCUGCAUCGACGAUGCGAACCCAUGAGGACAUGACGCCAGACACCAUCAACUUGAAGGGAAAAUCUGUCCUGUCCACAACGAGGAUGAAGAUCACCGUUCUCAUCAAAUUGAGAUGUGAGUGGGUGAAAGGCCAGCUGCAGGAGUGUCGACGCGACGGCCAAUUGCCGAGCCUAGAAUGUCAG
Molecule: messenger RNA, 1174 nt
Organism: Emericellopsis atlantica
Lineage: Eukaryota; Fungi; Ascomycota; Sordariomycetes; Hypocreales; Bionectriaceae
Product: MoaC family protein
Exons: 1
Coding region: 169-798 (209 amino acids)
Biological process (GO): Mo-molybdopterin cofactor biosynthetic process
Source: RefSeq, a predicted model, not a curated record